Molecule: messenger RNA, 3013 nt
Organism: Amoebophrya sp. A120
Lineage: Eukaryota; Dinophyceae; Syndiniales; Amoebophryaceae
Source: the annotation of a GenBank genome assembly
AUGGGGCAAGUCUGCACGAAUAACUUUAGUCCCAUGACCGCCGCCAUGGCAGAGCGCGAGCUGCGCAGCGGGGACUUUUCGGACAACAUGGCCAGCGCAAAAGGGGCUGCGAACCUCAUUCCCGAAGACGAAAAGGUCCUUCUCGCCUACGAAUUGCUUCACAAACGCCUGUUUUUCACGGAUCGGAGAAUUAUUCUGCAAAGCCCGAACACGUGCUGUUUCGGCGCCAAGGACAACUUGAUGCGGUUUAUCCCCUACUCGAGCAUCGGUGGCUACAGUGUUACCACCCCGGGAAGUUUCUUGGACAACGACUGUGAGAUGGAGCUUUACACGAAAUGCAAGGACCAGCUGCGAAUCAUCUGUCGAGAUUUCGCCUGUACGAAGGCGAGCCCCGUCCCGGUGAUGGAUAUUCUACAGCUUUUGAACGAAAAGUGCCUCCCAAACUAUGACCCGUUUCUUGGUUUUAAACCUGUGGCGCGGUGGGACGAUAGCAAAACAAACAAAAGCGGGAGUGAUAAACAGGGGUUUUUCGACUGGGUCGGCGGCAAUGCAGUGGAGAAGGACCCGAGUGAAAUUCAAGCGAAACUGCAGGGAAAAGGCGUGCUGCAGCCGGCGGGGACGUCGACAGGGGGAAACAAAAUACCUGAAACGGUGGUGUUCGCCUUUAAAGAUGGUAGAGACAUGGUCAUCUUCACGAACAAGCGCUUCCUCGUGGUCGAUGUGCAAGGCUUUACCGGGAACCGGGUUUCGUACCAGACCGUCCUGUACGAGCAUAUUCGCCUGUUUUCUGUCGAGACGGCGGGUGAGGGUGGCAUUUUCGCCGAUCGGGACUCUACUCUCUGCCUCUUCACGAAUCUCCCGGGCAAAUCCUACUUCUCGCAGGAUCUGAAGCGGAACAUCGACAUCAAAAAGCUCGCAAAGUUUCUAAUCGCCGUGACCUGCGGGAACCACCAGGGGCAUCGAAGUUCCUUGGAAAACACGCGAAACAUCUCGGGCGAUUUGGGAGGCGUGCAGCUGGGCCCCUUGUGGUGGUUGACGCGGUCGGAGGGCAACGCGGGUCAGAUCGACGCGAGAGAAGCGGACCAGGAAUUCCACCGGCAGGGCGUUCUGCUGGAUGACGAGAAGGUUGAGAUGGGGUUCAAAGGGAGAAAGGACUACUUUCUCUUCACCACUAAGCGGGUUUUGUUCGUGGACAACAUGAAAAAAGGCCUGUUUGGGUCUCACGGGAAGGCGACGAACUUCUUGACCGUGCCCUACCACUCCAUUUCCCACUUUGCGGUCCAGACUCCCGGCGGGCGAAACUUGUUUGGGAAAAAGGACGGCGACUGCGAGGUGCAGCUCUGGACCGACAGCUGCUGCUUCAUCCCCGAGGUGAUCAACCGGGACGACGAGGGACGCAUUGAAAGCAUUGACCCGCCCCAACCGUGGGUCACGUUUCUGGAACAGGACCUGGCGCGCGACAAGGUCGACCUGAUUGGGAUUCACCAGUAUCUCAGCGAGAAGCUGAUGGCGCGACCGGCGGAGCGGUGGCAGCAGUAUUCUUACCAGGGGAGCGGGAAGGCGCAGGCCACGACGAUCCAACGCCCCGGUCUGUCGCAGAACAACAACCUGUUUGAUUUGUUCAUCUCGUGGGCCACGGAUGACGCCAAAAGCGUGGACGCACAAGUCGCCGACCAGCAGAUGCACGAAGCGCAGUUACUCGCGACCGACGAGCAGGUCAUGGUCGCGCUCCGCUGCGGGCGGGAUUUGGUUUUACUCACGAGCAAGCGGGUUUUCCUGAUCGACGCGCAAGGCUUUACGGGGAAAAAGGUCCAAUACCUUACCAUCCCUUACCAAUCCUGCCGACAAUUUGGCGUGAAGUGUGCCGGUGACGAGUGGAGCUUUGACCUGGAUUGCGAACUCGAGCUUUAUGUGCGCGCUUUCUGGAACACACGUAACCUCACACCAGCCCGCGACCACGAGAUCGACCCGGUAAUUGAGCAGGACCUAAGGCGCGGUAGUGUGGACUUGCCUGCAAUCCAGGGGUUUCUUGCCGACCGCAUUGUUUUGAAUUACGGAUCUUCCGCAGAGACCAUCAAUAAAACACGAAACCUCCCCGAUCUGCAGAACUUCAGACCUGAGGACUUGCGCGGUGGAAAAAAAUCCAAAGGUCUGGCCGGGCUGCUCGCGACCGCGUUGAGCGCGCUCGACCGUAACAAUUUUGCGCAGUUGAGCAACGAGGAGGUGAAUGCGUUGGACUUCCAGCUGAAGUCGCAGCGCAUCCUGCUUUGGUACCCGAACACGGAAGUGCAGGAGCACCUGGAGCUGGCCUUCCGGAACAGGAAGGACUUGAUCCUGUUCACAAAUCUACGGCUGCUCCACAUCGACUUCACUUCCCGGUCCUUCUUCAACCCCCUCGGCGGGAACAAGUGCGAGUACAAAUCGAUGCCUUGGGGCAUGCUGUUUGACGGAAAGCGGGAGCAAACCAAAUCAAAUUUACUGGCGUACUCAUUCCAGAGUGCGCAAUUUACCAACCGUUUCGAUUUGGACUCCACGAUGAUUUUGUCAAAACAGGUCGGGCACGACGCAUCACUUGCGGUGGACAUCCUGCGCGGCUACAGUGACUUCGGCGCGAUUUCGAAAUGGCUCGAUUCAAAAUUGGUUCUCUGAUUUCGAACGCGAUGAAUUCUUGAGUUGUAUAAUGUUUUUACUUUUACGACUAUGUGAUGUGUGUAUGUAUCUAGUACUUGUUGCAGCACUCUAGUGUAGUCACUUCCGCUGGAGGCAUCAAUAAACGCGACUAUGUAGUGACAGCUUUUGUUUGUGCGAUUACUUGCGACAUACAACAGAUACGUUUUCCCAUCCCGUCGCUGUUCGGCUGCAGCAUACCUUCGUCGACAUAUUCAUCGGCUUCAGUUUCAUUCACUUGCAGCAAAUUCGCUGAAUAUAUAAUCAUAAUUAUUGCGUAACAACUCUGGACGUCAGCAUGGUCCUGCUGGUAGGUAGAAAAUGAUAUGAAGCAACUUGCUUUCAG